AUGCUGCAGGAUAAUCAGUAUUUCAACCCCACCUGGGUAAUUGUUCCUAAUCGAAAACGUAUUUCAGAGUUUUUGUCAACAAUUCAUGAGGUUUGUCAUGCACUGUAUAUAUUUCUUGAAGGCAACUAAGUCCGUUGACAGAAACAUGUUCUAAUUUCACGAGAUUCCUGAUCGUACACAUCAAAAAGGCACGCAUUGAAGACAAGGAAUUCGAGGAAGUUAAUUUCUGGCGGUUCAACCUGCCAGUCCUAUCCAAAUAUGAGGUCUGAGAAGGCCUUGACAUUGUUUGUUGGGAAGGCAUCUGUCCUAUCAGCUAACUCGCGGAAAUUGACUCUAUCAACUUUGCAGAAACGUGAAUGUGAGACCUAUUCGAAAGGCUUUAGGCAGGAGACAAAAGACGGCAGAAUGUCCCUGAUUCCUUCCACAGUCCGGCCAUCACCUUGGACACCUCUGUCACGUGACUCAAGGCACCGGCGUUUCCUUUUUUAGUACUAAUGUCCGGAGCAGCAAUUUACCAAAACAACCGGAUCGUUUCUGCCAAAGCCGAAUGAGGGGCUAGUACCGCGGAUCAACGGCCACGAUACUCCGGCAUUUCCAUCGUCGCAGAUUGUCAGCGGACAUUCUGCGCAGGGAUCGGCCUCACCGAACAUCUUCGGACUCGAUGGACCGCCUCCACCCACCGCCCCAAAUAUGCCCCCCAGUGCCACCAAUACCGUAACCCCCACGACGCUUGCGACGGCAAACGCUACCACCACCACCACCAGGGGCGAGCAAAGACCCGAUGCCCUACCGUCGCCCACCACCACCUCCAUAAUCACUGUCGCAACCCCCGCGCCAGCGGCGACGGCGACUGCACGGAUGCUCAUGUGA
Messenger RNA from Spirometra erinaceieuropaei, 870 nucleotides. The record is from the annotation of a GenBank genome assembly. NCBI's taxonomy places the organism in Eukaryota, Metazoa, Platyhelminthes, Cestoda, Diphyllobothriidea, Diphyllobothriidae.